UCGGGUACCAACAUGCGUACCGUGGGCCUGCCCUCUGACAACUACGACCCACCAGGCGGUCUCGCCGUCACUGCCACCGGCUGGGGCCAGACGUCCACCAGCGGCGGCGCCCCGAACAACCUGCUGAAGGUCGACAUGAGCAUCAUAGACCGCGCCACCUGCCAGAACAUCUUCGCCAACGUGAACACCGUCACGGCGCGCAUGGUGUGCGCAGGACAGGCCGGCAAGAGCGUCUGCAUGGGCGACUCUGGCGGCCCCCUGGUCAGUGGCAGCACGCAGGUCGGCAUCGUCUCCUGGACCGGCAGCUCUUGCGAGGCUACUGGAGCCGCAUACGCCAACGUCGGCAACCUUCGCUCCUGGAUUAGAGAUGCUACCGGUGUUUAA
Schistocerca piceifrons (Central American locust) is the source of this 384-nucleotide messenger RNA. Its product is annotated as trypsin alpha-3-like. The transcript has a single exon. Gene Ontology annotation, biological process: proteolysis. The coding region runs from base 13 to 384 and encodes 123 amino acids. NCBI's taxonomy places the organism in Eukaryota, Metazoa, Arthropoda, Insecta, Orthoptera, Acrididae. Gene Ontology annotation, molecular function: serine-type endopeptidase activity. The record is from RefSeq and is a predicted model, not a curated record.